Messenger RNA from Hydractinia symbiolongicarpus, 2629 nucleotides. RefSeq names its product cyclin N-terminal domain-containing protein 1-like. The record is from RefSeq and is a predicted model, not a curated record. Bases 552 to 1454 code for a protein of 300 amino acids. Gene Ontology annotation, biological process: reciprocal meiotic recombination. Lineage: Eukaryota; Metazoa; Cnidaria; Hydrozoa; Anthoathecata; Hydractiniidae. The transcript has 7 exons. Gene Ontology annotation, cellular component: site of double-strand break.
AAUUUUCCAACACGGGAAAGCAAGCGCACGCGAUCAAUAAAUAAAAGAAUAUUUUGGCGCGAAAAACACACGAAGCCAUCAAAUUGAAAGGAAAGCGAAAGUGGAGCGCGAAACAUAAAAAUUGAAAGUGAAAGCAGGGUUAAUCUAAACUUGAGGUGUGCAAGAAGUAUAAAUAAAUGGAUAUGCCACAUAUUGGUACUUAGCUAUGUGGAUACGCAAGACCUGUAUAUACUGUUUGCGGUUGAAAUAAUUUUUUACCACAAAUUUUAUCAAGUAAAAUAUUAUGUGGUCAGCCACAAAAGGGUCAGUCUGCUUCCUUAUAGCCAGGCUCUAAAUAAUAAUACGAAUCUGAUCUGAAUGUCAGCUAGCCGCUAACAGAUAUAUAUGCCAACAUUGGCAAUGUGGAGAUAAGGAAUAUAAAGUUUGUACAUCAAGUAAAAUGGUGCUUGCACAUGUUGUAUGGUUUUAAUACCCAAAAAAGUGCUUACAUUUAGUACAAAUAUUCAGGGCAAAUAACGAGAAUCAGGAGUUUAUAGUUGAAAAUCAGCGCAAUGACGUCAAAUGAUAAAUCAUUUAAAAUAUUUGCAUCACCACUGGACUCAUAUUUUGACGUUUCUGAGUUACAUAUCACACCUGAAUUACUAGAAGAUAAUUUAAAGACUUUGGCAGAAGAGAACCAAAUGAAAGCAUCAAAAGUUUUAGAAAAUGAUGGGUACUUUAAAGAGGGGAAAGCGACAGAAUUGAUAUUCAACGUAUGUAAAAGACUUUCUUUAUCGGAUGAUGUGAAAUAUGUUGCGGUAGAGUUGUUUGAUAACUUUAUGUCAAAGCAUAUCACCGAGCUGUAUGAAAUUGUGAAGAAUUCUUCAAGUAAAGAGAAACAGGUAGAUUGGAAAUCUGUUGAAGCUCGUAUCAAAGAUCAAGCUCCAUUGCGAGCUUUAAGUUGCAUACAAGUGGCAAGCAAGUUGAUAUCACAUUACAAGGCGCUGACAGCUUCAAAAGUGAAACGAUUUCUUUCCUCCUGUGGUCUUCAAUACUCCGUCACAUCUGUUGUAAAGUCGGAAAUGAGAGUACUGAGAACAAUUGACUAUAGAAUGUGCAUCACGACACCAUUGACGUAUGUGGAGAUGUUAUUGGAAGUGUUACGUAGAAACUGUCCUGGAUUAGAAGCCAGCUUGGUUCACAGUGUUACUGUUAAAGUAUUGGAUGUAGCAUAUAUGCAGAAUUUUUAUAUUUACCAACUGCUUUGCGAGUCUGCAGGUGUUGAAUUUGAUAUGAAGUUAUCUGCUGACAUGUUGCUACUUGCAACAUGUUCCAUCGUUACUGCUGCGUAUGUUAUUGACUCAGAAUCUAAUGAUAAGUUAAUUGAGCAAAUGUCUUUAAUUACUUGUAUUGAAGAAGCUGACAUCAUCAUGUUUGCUACCAUACUUGUAAAAGUAGCUCUAGACGUGUCGUAAACUUGCUUCAAUUUCGUCGUUUCAUUUUUUAAAUUGCAUCUGUGAAUGUUGCAUGCAACAUCCUAUCACCAAAAACUUUUAUUAACAUUUUAGAAGUUUGUAUUUGAAAGAUAUUUGUUUGUUUUGUUUUUAUCGCUUGAUUGUGUUGUUUCUUGUUUGUUUGUUUUUGAGAGUGAUUAGGUUUUUAAAAAAACCUAACCUGAAAAUUUUGUAAUAGCCAGUUCAGCAAAAUUAUCGGAAUGGACUAUUUGUAUUAUUCAUGUGUACAAAACACUAUUUUUUCAUCGCAUGUUUCACUAAGAUAUUUCGCAGAUAAACCACUAAACUAUGAUGACAUCUGUGAACCAGUUUAUUAUGAUGAAAUCUUUAUUAGAAUUGUUUAUAAAGUUUUCAAUUAACCCCCUGAUAAAUCAAACAGAGACUUAAAAAAGCCACAAUAUUCCCUAGUAAAUAAUAUUCAAUAAAUUGGCUAAACACCCUGACACAUAUACGUACAUUUAUGACGUGAAUAUUUUAACGAUUUUUGCAUGUUGUAAAAGAUGUUUAUUACAAUGGGACCAUAUUUAGGGAUAAACAGACCACUGUUGCUUAAGUGGAUCCACUUAACAAUUGGUUGCGUUAUUUUGUUAAAAAUGUCUUCCUCUUCUUCUUGUUUUAUAUAGAAUAGUUUAUUUUAUUUUGUUUUUCAAGAUUUAGAAAUGUUAUAGUCCCACUUAAGCAAAGUUUCAGCGAAUUGUGUUUCUCGCUUACAGCAGGAGAAUGCAGGAGAUUUUCUGAAUUUCCAGAAUUAUUUAUCAUUGUAUACGACGUAAAUCUAUUUAUUCUAAGUUUAAUAUGAUGCUGUACGCAGGAUGAUUUCAAAUUAUCCUAAACUUCUUCCUCCUGGUAAUCUCCUCCUGGUAACCGUUAUAAGCUUUAUUCAACAAUCUAAACACAUUGUCUUUCGUAUUGGUGAGAUAUUUCCAUGUACCUCGUUGUUUACCCGUGUUUUUCUGUUAAAACUUAAGUAUUAAUGAAUCGUUUUUUAAGUUAUAAUUUUAAUGUCGAGUACAAUAAUCUUAUUUUUUUAAACCUUAUUUAUUUAAUUAUGUAUUUAUGUAUUAAUUUAUUAAUUUGUGAUCUGUAUUAUAUAAAUAAAUCUAUUUAUAAAAUUUUAAAAAUGUCUCUUCUGUAUU